AUAGCUAAUUGGAUUUUAUCCGUACAAUUUAUAUUGUAACAAUGUUAGAAAACUCUGUUUUGUUGUUUCUUUUAAUACCAUAGAGUAUAAUAAGAUAUACACGGAAGGAUGAAUUCCUUUAGGUUUUAAAUAAAGUUUUCUUUUAUUCUUUUUACGAGCUGUCAUGGCGUCGCCCAUGAACAGUGAUUCGGGCUGGUUUCUCGCCUUGGCUCUCGGAGUGUCUUUUAUCAAAUGUCUUUUAAUAAACGCGUACCACUCUACAGAUUUUGAAGUCCAUCGGAACUGGCUUGCCGUUACUCAUUCCAUGCCGGUUUCAAAGUGGUAUUAUGAGGCGACAUCUGAAUGGACACUAGAUUAUCCUCCCUUUUUUGCCUGGUUUGAAUAUGGACUGUCACAUGUUGCUGCAUACUUUGAUAAAGAGAUGCUGGUUGUGCGUAAUCUGAAUUACGCAAGCCCCGCCACAGUGUUGUUCCAGAGGCUUUCUGUUAUCGUGACUGAUGUGGUCUUCAUUUAUGCAAUUAAAGAGUUUAACAGUUGGAGCUGUGCUAUCUAUAGAUGUUGCAAAUGUUUACGAGAAGACAAAGGGAAGGAGCUGCUGUGGAAGCCCUCUUUCAUCCUAGCAACAUUGCUGUUGUGGAACUUUGGACUCAUCAUAGUUGAUCACAUUCAUUUCCAGUAUAAUGGGUUUCUCUUUGGUGUUCUUCUUUUAUCAGUUGCAAGACAUUUUCAGAGUAGACACUUAGAAGGUGCCCUACUGUUUUCUGUCCUUCUAAACCUGAAACACAUAUAUCUGUACAUUGCGCCUGCCUAUGGGGUCUUCCUGCUGAGGUGUUUCUGUUUCACUCAGAGUAAGACAGAUGGAUCAGUGCACUGGAAGAGUUUCAGCCCAUUCCGAUUUGUAGUGCUUGGAUCAAUUGUUCUGACAACAUUUGCAUUGUCGUUUGGACCCUUUAUUGCACUGGGUCAAAUUCCACAGGUCCUUUCCAGGCUCUUCCCUUUUAAGCGAGGACUAUGCCAUGCCUAUUGGGCACCCAAUGUCUGGGCCCUUUACAACAUAGUGGACAAAGUUCUUUCCAUGUUAGGUGUAAAGCUCGGGAUGCUUGACAUUAAUAAACUUCCCAAGGCAACAAUGACUGGUGGUCUGGUUCAAGAAUUCCAACACACUGUUCUUCCAUCUGUAUCUCCUUUAGUAACACUUAUUUGUACAUUACUGUCAAUCUUGCCUGCUUUGUUCCAUAUGUGGUAUAGACCUAGUGGAGGCAGAGGUUUCUUACGCUGCAUAGUUAUUUGUGCCCUCGGCUCUUUCAUGUUUGGUUGGCAUGUGCACGAGAAAGCCAUUUUGAUGGCAAUACUUCCUUUAAGUUGGCUUGCCGUAGAGCACAGGGAGGAUGCCAGGACUUUCCUGAUCCUCAGCACAACAGGCCAUUUUUCGCUUUUUCCACUGCUCUUUACAGCACAAGAACUGCCUAUCAAGAUUCUUCUUAUGUUGCUGUUUACGAUCUUCAGCUUCACUUCUCUAAAGAAGCUUUUCAGGGGUCGCUUGGUGAGUUCAGUGGAAGCCACAUAUCUCCUGGGCCUGAUUCCUCUGGCAGUCAUCUGUGAGUUGGUUUACCCGCUGACUCCCUGGCACCACACCUUGCCCUUCAUCCCCCUGCUCCUGACCUCCAUCUACUGUGCUCUAGGUGUGACCUACUCUUUUAUCAGACUCUACAUUUCACUGCUAACAGUACCAAGUACAACAAGCAAAGGUAAAUGUCAGUGAGGUUCAUGAUGUUUGGAGCUUGAAUGACUUGAAGCAAAGGGGUGUUUUGGUAAUGUGGAAUGACAAUUGAACUGACAGUUAAAUAACGUAAGAAUUUAUUCAUGCCUAUGAGACCAAAUAUAUUUCUGAAGUGAAUGGAGCCUGUGUAGCUCUCAAAGGGAAAUCAUUUCUAAGAAGUAGCUGAUUGGGAGGUCAAUAUUUAAUAGAUUUUUUUUUCUGGGGAGGUGUACAAUUUCCUAUUGCUUGUAGUAUUAUACAAAUAAAUUGUUUGGGUUUUUUUUACUUGUUAAAACUUCUCAUUCUGGUGUAAAUCUGGUUUCCAAUGUUUCAGUCAUUGUUUCCACAGUAAACUUAAACUAUUGUUAAAAAAAAAAAAAACAAGA
This is a messenger RNA of Electrophorus electricus (electric eel), 2145 nucleotides long. It is a transcript of the gene alg8, whose product is annotated as ALG8 alpha-1,3-glucosyltransferase. Gene Ontology annotation, molecular function: dolichyl pyrophosphate Glc1Man9GlcNAc2 alpha-1,3-glucosyltransferase activity. The record is from RefSeq and is a predicted model, not a curated record. Gene Ontology annotation, biological process: dolichol-linked oligosaccharide biosynthetic process; protein N-linked glycosylation. Gene Ontology annotation, cellular component: endoplasmic reticulum membrane. NCBI's taxonomy places the organism in Eukaryota, Metazoa, Chordata, Actinopteri, Gymnotiformes, Gymnotidae.